This is a messenger RNA of Cloeon dipterum, 1173 nucleotides long. RefSeq names its product putative ankyrin repeat protein RF_0381. The record is from RefSeq and is a predicted model, not a curated record. Gene Ontology annotation, molecular function: protein binding. The transcript has 4 exons. Lineage: Eukaryota; Metazoa; Arthropoda; Insecta; Ephemeroptera; Baetidae. Bases 1 to 1173 code for a protein of 390 amino acids.
AUGGAAAAGAAUAUGUCGGCGUUGGUCAACGAAAUAGGACGUAUGAAUCUUGAGAAAAUGUCCAGAGAGUGGGCAAAAAAAUUGAAAGAUGCAGUGCAAGAGGGAAUCAAUCUUCGGGAAAAGCAGGCUGAGUGCCAGAAUGAAAUUUUCAACAUCAAGGAACACAUGGAGAUACUUGAUGAGAAAAUCUUUGUAUUGAGAGAAUACGAGGUUGAAACGAUCGAGAAACUCGAACAGAUAAAUGCAUGGCUCAAGGAGGAGACAACAUUUGCCACAGGAAUUCAGCAAAGCGAAAUGGCUGAGAAUAGGAUCAACUUUGAGAAGAUGAUAUGUGAGAUGAUGCGAGCGGAGAUCACCUGUGACAAUGACAAUUUCCAGAAAAAGUUGACAUUUAUCAAGGAUAAUGGCAUGACGACGCAACUACACAAAUACACCAAGAUGCUGCUGCUAAUCGGUUUCCUUAACAAAAGCGACAGAAAUUCAUACGUUGAAUCAAUUAAAAAACUCGACGCGGAGAGAAGAGCAGAGUGGCUCGCAGUAUCGCCAAUUCUGAUCGCUGCAAGAUACGGAGACAAAAUGAUGUGUGAAUGGCUGCUUGAAACGGAUUUAUUCGACGUCCACGCCCGAAACUCAAAAAACCAGUCUGCCUUGCACUUGUCAGUGGAAAACAUUGACCACGCAGUAGAGCUGGUUCCCUACUUCGUUUCCCUUGGUCUGGACCUUAAUGCAAGAAGUUUUUCGGAGAAAACACCGCUACAUUACGCCCUGAAAAAUAAAAGACUGGAUAUCGCGGAGGUGCUUGUUCAAUCGGGAGCGGAUUUGAAGGUCAAAAUAGAGCAGGAAAACUUGCUGCACUUUUGCACCUACAGAGAUGCCUUGGAAAGCGCCAAAUUUACCGUCAAAAGGGACCCGGAUCAGCUCAAUGAACGUGCCUGCGGAGGAAUGACCGCGCUCCACAUCGCAGUGCAGUGGGCAAGCAGGGAAUUCGUCAAGUGGCUCGUAGAUGCAGGCAUCGACAAGUUCGCCAAGACCAGCGACGGGAAGUUGGCAUCCAAUCUUGUCCAGCCGUAUCUGUUCCAGAAUCAGGGCGGAAAGGUCAAACAAAACCAAGUUCAAGCGUUGGCCACACUUCUGCCGCAAACUCCGAGAAUCCAGAGGAAAAGGAUGAGCUAG